This is a messenger RNA of Neltuma alba, 3042 nucleotides long. Its product is annotated as WD repeat-containing protein 48. The record is from RefSeq and is a predicted model, not a curated record. Bases 268 to 2565 code for a protein of 765 amino acids. Gene Ontology annotation, molecular function: ubiquitin binding. NCBI's taxonomy places the organism in Eukaryota, Viridiplantae, Streptophyta, Magnoliopsida, Fabales, Fabaceae. The transcript has 19 exons. Gene Ontology annotation, biological process: double-strand break repair via homologous recombination.
GACUGUUCAACUAUGGUAUGUAUGUUUCAUACGUGUAGUUUUUUUUUUUUUUUGGUGGAUUGGUCAGUGAUAGGGAUGCAUGAUGAAGCCAGCAGUUAGUUCAUUUGUGAUGUUUAAGAUAUUUUUGUAUGGUCUAGUGUGAUGGAUUCAGCUGGGCAUGUUGAAUACUCUCCAUGUGCCAGUAUUAGAGGUCUAAGGAUUUAGAAUUGAGGUGUAAAGUCAGACCUUGAUACGCAGAGAAAGUAUCUUGAAACCUAAGUUUCCACCAUGCACCGUGUGGGUAGUGCAGGGAACACAAACAAUUCUAUUCGAUCUCGAAAGGAGAAGAGACUAACAUAUGUGUUGAAUGGCUCUGAUGAUACCAAGCAUUUUGCAGGCAUAAAUUGUUUGGCUUUGCUCAAGUCAUCAGUAUCUGAUGGGUCUGAUUAUCUCUUCACUGGAAGCCGUGAUGGCACUCUAAAACGAUGGGCAUUGGCUGAGGAUGUUGCAACCUGCUCAGCUACUUUUGAAUCUCACGUGGACUGGGUUAAUGACUCUGUUCUUGUGGGUGAUAAUAAGCUUGUUUCUUGUUCUUCAGAUACGACCCUUAAGAUAUGGAAUCCCUUGUCUGAUGGAACUUGUACUAGGACUCUCCGCCAACACUCAGAUUAUGUUACUUGCCUUGCAGCAGCUGAAAAAAAUAGCAAUAUUGUUGCCUCUGGUGGACUUGGUGGGGAGGUUUUUAUAUGGGAUCUCGAAGCUGCUCUUGCACCAGUCUCACAGUGCAAUGAUAUGGAUGAGGGUUGUUCAAACGGUAUCCAUGGGCCUGGAAACUCCUUACCAAUGACAAGCUUACGUAGCAUUAGCUCUGCCAACAAUAAUAUUAUCUCUAGUAACGCCACUUCCAUGCACACUACUCAGUCUCAUGGGUACCUUCCAAUCGCUGCCAAAGGCCACAAGGAGUCUGUUUAUGCAUUAGCAAUGAAUGAAUGUGGAACCCUUCUUGUAUCUGGCGGCACAGAGAAGGUCGUACGUGUUUGGGAUCCAAGGUCUGGAUCAAAGACCAUGAAAUUGAGAGGGCACACAGACAACAUUCGGGCUCUGCUUCUAGAUUCAACCGGCAGGUUUUGUUUGUCAGGGUCUUCUGACUCUAUGAUAAGACUAUGGGAUCUUGGUCAGCAGCGAUGUGUGCAUUCUUACGCAGUUCAUACAGAUUCUGUUUGGGCACUUGCCAGCACCCCAUCUUUUAGCCAUGUUUAUAGUGGUGGGAGAGACUUCUCUUUAUACUUGACAGAUUUGCAAACAAGAGAGAGUGUUUUGCUUUUUACUGGCGAACACCCCAUUUUGCAACUUGCUAUGCAUGAUGAUUCUGUAUGGGUUGCCUCAACAGACUCAUCAGUUCACAGAUGGCCUGCUGAAGGAUGCAACCCUCAAAAGAUUUUCCAAAGGGGCAAUUCAUUUUUGGCUGGAAAUUUGUCCUUUUCUAGGGCAAGGGUGUCUCUUGAAGGAUCUACCCCUGUUCCUGUUUAUAAAGAACCAACCUUAACCAUUGCUGGCUCCCCGGGAAUAGUACAACAUGAAAUUCUAAAUAAUAAGAGGCAUGUCUUGACAAAGGAUACUGCUGGUUCAGUAAAGUUGUGGGAGAUUACUAGAGGUGCUGUGAUUGAAGAUUAUGGGAAGAUUUCGUUCGAGGAGAAAAAGCAAGACCUAUUUGAGAUGGUUAGCAUUCCCACUUGGUUCACAGUGGACACCAGGCUCGGAUGUUUAUCUGUUCAUUUGGACACACCCCAAUGCUUCUCUGCAGAGAUGUAUUCAGCAGACCUAAACAUUGUUGGCAAGCCUGAAGAUGAUAAGGUUAAUUUGGCUCGUGAAACCCUUAAAGGGCUCUUGGCACAUUGGGUGAUGAAACGGAAGCAAAGAAUGGGGUCACAUACUCCUGCUAACGGUGAAUUGCUAUUGGGAAAGGAAAUGACAACCAGAAGUCUUGCCCAUUCAAGAAUUGAGGUUGAUAGUAGUACUGAUCACGAUGCUGUGGUUUAUCCUCCUUUUGAUUUUUCUACGGCAUUCCCUCCUUCCAUUAUUACUGAAGGCAGUCAAGGGGGUCCAUGGAGGAAAAAGAUUACUGAUCUGGAUGGAACAGAGGAUGACAAAGACUUUCCCUCUUGGUGCUUGGACUGUGUAUUGCAUAAUCGGUUGCCUCCCAGAGAAAAUACCAAAUGCAGUUUCUAUUUGCAUCCCUGUGAAGGUUCUAGCAUUCAGAUCCUUACGCAAGGGAAAUUAAGUGCUCCACGUAUAUUGAGAAUUCACAAAGUUAUUAAUUACGUACUAGAAAAAAUGGUCCUUGACAAACCAUUGGAUAGCGUAAAUGCUGAUGGUAGUUUUGUGCCGGGACUUCAACAGCAAGCAGUUGGGGAUGGAUCUUUCCGAUCUGGAUUGAAGCCUUGGCAAAAGCUUAGGCCUUCUAUUGAAAUAUUGUGUAACAAUCAGGUCUUGUCUCCUGAGAUGAGUUUAGCCACAGUACGGGCUUAUAUAUGGAAGAAAGCAGAUGACCUUGUUCUAAAUUAUAGAGUGGUUCCAGGAAGGUGACUGCAUAAUGCAUGUGCAUUGGAGGUUAUCUUUGAUUGUGUAAAAUACUGCAGAGCAUUGAUUUUUCUGGGAGUGCCUAUGGUGACCAGUGGUGUUAUUAGAAAUUUGUAAAUUCUGAAUCCCAUUGAUCACCAAAUAGCGGCAUUUUCCAGACCUGCUUGGAUAGUGUUUUUAUUGGAAAAGUGUUCCUACGAAUUUUGAAUUUUUAUCUAGCCGGCAUGCUAUUUUCUAGGCUUGGCGGAGUCAGGGGGGGUCUGCUUCUUGCAAGAUGAAGAGUUUUGACUCUGUUGAGAAUUAAUGAUCAUGCCGGACUAUUGGGAUGUAUUCCGGGCACUAGGUAGUUAUUUAUAUAUGACAUCAAAGGCAUUGUACAUUUGAAAUGUGAAUUAUAUAUCUAGCCAUAGAAAUUAUUCUCAAGGUGUAUCGUCACGUCUCUUCCUUUCGUGUUAUAUUUAUAUUUAUUUUUUGUUUAGUGCA